AUGAGACGGUACCCCCUAAAACAAGUAAUAACAAACCGGUGUUGGGUUGGUAUAUGUUUUGCUAUAGGUUUAGAUAAAAUGCCUGGUGAAAACGAAUAUAAUUUUUCACUAACGACAUUUAGUCCAUCUGGAAAAUUAGUUCAAAUAGAAUAUGCGCUGAAUGGUGUGGCUAAAGGGUCACCCACAAUUGGAAUUAAAGCGAAAGACGGUGUUGUUAUAGCUGCAGAAAAGAAGAUGUCAUCGACAUUGAUAGAUGAUAAUUCAUUCAACAAAAUUGAACAUUUUACAGAAAAUAUCGGAGUUGUAGCUGCGGGUAUGCCUGCAGACUUCCGUAUAGUAGUUAAGAAGGGCAGGAAGGAGGCUAUAAAACAUAAGUUACAAUAUGGAGAAAAUAUUCCCGGGGCGCAAUUGGUUAAAAAGGUUGCGUCUGUUAUGCAAGAAUACACCCAUUCUGGGGGAGUUAGACCUUUUGGUAUAUCACUUUUAGUUGCGUCUUAUGAUGAGAAUGGGCCGCAGCUAUUUCAAAUUGAUCCUUCAGGUGCAUAUUUUCCGUGGAAAGCAGCUGCAAUCGGGAGUAGAAUGCAAAGUAAUAAGUCUUUUUUGGAAAGGAGGCAUAGCAACGAUUUAGAAUUAGAGGAUGCUAUACACAUUGCAAUUUUGACACUAAAGGAUUGCUUUGAAGGAGAAUUAACUAACAAAAAUAUAGAAAUCGGGAUUGUUGGAAAAAGCAAAAAAUUCGAAAUUUUAACUCCCGACAUCAUAGCGGACUACCUCAGUGAGAUCAAUUAG
Babesia microti strain RI is the source of this 789-nucleotide messenger RNA. Its product is annotated as 20S proteasome subunit alpha 2. Gene Ontology annotation, cellular component: proteasome core complex, alpha-subunit complex; proteasome core complex. Gene Ontology annotation, biological process: ubiquitin-dependent protein catabolic process. The coding region runs from base 1 to 789 and encodes 262 amino acids. The record is from RefSeq and is a predicted model, not a curated record. The transcript has 3 exons. NCBI's taxonomy places the organism in Eukaryota, Apicomplexa, Aconoidasida, Piroplasmida, Babesiidae.